AUGCAAGGGACAUUAUUCAUCGUGCAGGCAUGGACUCUUGCAAGCCUGCCGGUAGACACUCAGACAAAAUUGGGUGAUACAUCUGGCCCCCUCUUUGAUGAUCCCACCACCUACAAAAGUCUUGCAGGUGCUCUUCAAUAUCUUACAUUCACUCGCCCGGAUAUCACCUAUACGGUUCAACAAGUAUGCAUGCACAUGCACUCUCCUGGUCUCGCUCAUUGGAAUGCUCUUAAACGUAUUCUACGAUACAUUCAAGGAACUGCUGACUUCGGGCUCCAUCUUCAUGCAUCAUCUUCUCUCUCCAUUCGUGCCUACACGGAUGCGGAUUGGGCCGGGUGCCCUGAUACUCGAAGAUCCACGUCUGGUUAUUGUGUUUAUUUAGGGGAUAACCUGGUUUCCUGGUCCUCUAAGCGCCAGUCUACCAUCUCCCGUUCUAGUGCUGAAGCCGAAUAUCGAGGGGUUGCCAACGUCGUAGCUGAAAUAUGUUGGCUCCUAAAUCUUCUUCUUGAACUUCGAUGGCCAUUGUUUAAGGCUUCUUUGAUCGAUAUUCCAAUUGAGAAAAUCUCUCUUGUGAAACACUUGUUGAAUUUGGAGAGUGGUGAUGGUCCUCGGUGUAUCUUUGGAUCCGGUGGAGUGUGCAAGCUAGUUGAGACAAAGGAUGGGCUAGUAGCGUGGUUGGUUAUGAUUGGGUCUGAUAUGACUAUCGGGUUGGAGCUUCAGCCAGCCUUUCAGGUACUUGAUGAGAAGUGGUGA
Molecule: messenger RNA, 753 nt
Organism: Helianthus annuus (common sunflower)
Lineage: Eukaryota; Viridiplantae; Streptophyta; Magnoliopsida; Asterales; Asteraceae
Exons: 2
Coding region: 1-753 (250 amino acids)
Source: RefSeq, a predicted model, not a curated record